AUAAAUACAGGGAAAGUUAUUUUUUCAGUGAUACCCCAUUCAGUGCUAUACUUACUUUUGUAGUUAGAUCAAAGUGAUUGUAAAUGUAAAUAGAUCAGCAUAGAUACAAUUUUUUCAUUAGUUUGGGGAAUCAGAUUGUUUUGCUAAUUAUUGUAUGAAAAUUUCAGGAACAGAUGAAAAGGCUAUAAUUAAUAUAUUAGCCAGACGUGUUAAUGCACAACGACAGCAAAUUGCUUUGCAUUUCAAAACACAAUUUGGAAAGGACUUAAUUCAUGAUCUCAAGAGUGAGUUAAGUGGGAAGCUUGAAGAUGUAAUUUUGGCUCUUAUGACUCCUUUGCCAGUCUAUUUAGCUUCAGAAUUACACCGAGCUAUUUCUGGAGUUGGCACAAAUGAAGACACUCUGAUUGAGAUCCUUUGUACAAGAAACAAUCAUGAUAUUCAAGAGAUAACAGAAGCAUACAAGAAAAUAUAUGGUAAUUCUUUGGAGAAUGAUUUGAUUGGAGACACUUCAGGACCUUUGAGACGUCUUCUGGUUUCCUUGUCCACAGGUGCAAGAGAUGAAGGUCCUGCAGAUCCAGCUAAAGCUAAAGAAGAUGCUCUGAAUCUUUAUCAAGCUGGAGUUGGUCAGUGGGGAACGGAUGACUCAACUUUCAAUGCCAUUAUGGCUUCUCGAAGCUAUGCCCACCUAUAUCUUGUGUUUCAUGAGUACCACCAAAUUGCUGGACAUACUGUGCCUCAUGCUAUAGAAAAAGAAUUUUCUGGAGACAUCAGAACUGGAUUUUUGACCAUAGCACGUUGCAUGCAGAAUAAAGCUGCAUAUUUUGCAGAGAAACUUCACAAAAGUAUGCAAGGUAUGGGAACUGAUGAUUGUGCACUAAUUCGACUUGUCACAAGUCGCUGUGAAAUUGAUAUGGUACAGAUCAAGCAGGAGUAUCAACAGUUGUUUGGAAAACCUUUGGAGAAAGCCAUUUCAGAGGACACUUCUGGAGAUUACAAGCGAAUCCUGGUUGCACUUGUAGGAGGAGCCUAACUGCUAUGGCCAACUCUUUAUGAAACAUGCAACACAGAUAAUUUACCUACGUUCUUAAAACUUUGUUUUUUUACUUUGUUAUCCUAAAUGUAUGGAACCUGAGAGUAUCACUUUUAUUUAUAAUGUUUCUAAUAUUUCAAAGUUUGUUUUAUGUAUGUAAACUUGU
Limulus polyphemus (Atlantic horseshoe crab) is the source of this 1196-nucleotide messenger RNA. RefSeq names its product annexin B9-like. Bases 155 to 1030 code for a protein of 291 amino acids. Gene Ontology annotation, molecular function: calcium ion binding; calcium-dependent phospholipid binding. The transcript is spliced from 8 exons. The record is from RefSeq and is a predicted model, not a curated record. Gene Ontology annotation, cellular component: cytoplasm. NCBI's taxonomy places the organism in Eukaryota, Metazoa, Arthropoda, Merostomata, Xiphosura, Limulidae.